AUGGAACUAGUAUCAUCACCAGAAUCACCUUCUUUAUUAUCCAUUUCCAACAAGCCAAAUAAGUCACUUUCCAUCAAACUCUCACAAGUUCUUAGUUCUUCUUCUUCUAAAGAUGCCGAAAUUAAAGCAGCUCUUAUUUCACUCUCAAAUAUUUCUCUUGAUGAAGCUAAUCUUCGGACCGAUUUACGAGGUGAACUUGAAAAGGAACAGAUUAGGAACAAUAAGAAAUUUCUAAAUGCUUUUGAAAACGUUGUCAAGGUUUUAUUUUUGAAAUCUGACCAAUUUGAUUUUUUAGAAACGCAAGUAAAAGUUAUGAAUAAUGAAUGUCAAGAUUUAAAACAAAAGUUGUCCAAAGUUCAAGUACAAACUUCAGAUAUGAUUGAACAAGCGAAUAAGCUGCAAGAUCACAAUAUUUCAUGCUCUAUUCAAAAGACAGUUAUAGAUCGAUUCUUAGAAAAAUUUACACUCAGUCAAGAAGAAAUCAAAACACUUAGCGACCCUUCAGAACCUAUUGAUAAUGUAUUCUUUACUUCAUUAUCACAUUUACAUCAGAUUCAUAAUGAUUGUCAACUAUUGCUUUCAACAAAGGACCAAACAGCUGGCCGGGAUAUUAUGGAAUCAAUGGCGCUGUAUCAAGAAAAUGCAUACAACAAACUUUACAAAUGGAUGCAAUAUGAAAGUAGAACUGUAUUCGGUGGAGAAAGUAUUGAUAUCAGUUCUUUGAUGACAAAAGCGCUGCGAGCUCUUAUGUUAAGGCCUGUUCUAUUCCAGACAAUUUUGGAUGAGAUUGGGUCUGCACGUCAUGAUGCAGUAUCACAAGCAUUUCUAAAGGCGUUGACCAGAGGUGGACCAGGCGGCACUCCUCGUCCUAUCGAGCUACAGGCACCUGACCCACUACGCUAUAUUGGAGAUAUGUUAGCAUGGGUUCAUCAGGCUUGUGCAUCAGAAAAGGAGAUGUUAGAGACAUUAUUAGGUGAAAACUCUGAAGCAAUCAAUGAGCUAUUAGAUUGUGCUAUGGAUGGUACAUGUAGGCCUCUCAGGACACGUAUGGAACAAGUCCUGACAUUACAACCAGGAGCUAUCACUUCGUACAAAGUUGCUAAUUUGAUUCAGUUUUAUGCGAUAACAUUGAGUAAAUUAAUGAGAAAAAAUACGAGUUUAGAAAGGGUUUUAUACGAGAUGACUGAGCUUGCAUACAAAUACUUUUUUAAGACAUUAAAUGCACAAGCAGAGCGACUAAUGCAAUCAGCAGAGCCACCAAAUCAUAAUCUGUCAAUUGUAUCUACAGUUCGAGAAAUGACGAAUCAAUUGAAAGAAAUCCUUGCAUCUUAUGAUUCAUCACUGGUUGCAAUAGGCAUAGAAGGAUUUAAUUUUGCAGAAACUUUAGACGCUAUUAUUGAACCCUUAUUAAAUACAUGCGAAUUAUCUGUUUCUAAGAAAUUUAAAAAGAUGGAUCAAGACAUUUAUAUGAUGAACUGUUUAUAUCGCAUACAAAAUGUUUUGAUUCCAUAUGAAUUCACUAAACAAAAAAGAGCAAGUAUUGAAGCACGUAUGAAUGAUAUAUUAGAUGACAUUGCACAUGAAGAGUAUAAUGAACUAUUACAGCAAUCAGGUUUAACUCAAAUUAAAGAAAUGUUAGCCACAAAAGAUCCAAAUACGCCAUUAUCCUCUCUUAUGGAUGUUCAAAUACUUACAAAUAUUAUGGCAAAGUUUGAUACAUUUUUAGUAUCUAUUAGUGCUGAUGUGUCUCCUCAAUUACAACGACUUUCUUCUUCUCAACACUGUCAGCAAGUUCAAUCAAAUGUGAUUCGUUUAUUACUAGAAACAUAUCGUGAAAUAAGCAAAGAGGUAAAUAAUGGAUAUGAACACCCAGAACUUAUUUUGCCUCGAACUGUACAAGAUAUGGAAGCCAUUUUUUCGUUUGUAUUAUAA
Messenger RNA from Cokeromyces recurvatus, 1932 nucleotides. Its product is annotated as oligomeric Golgi complex subunit 6-like protein. NCBI's taxonomy places the organism in Eukaryota, Fungi, Mucoromycota, Mucoromycetes, Mucorales, Mucoraceae. Gene Ontology annotation, cellular component: COG complex. Gene Ontology annotation, biological process: intra-Golgi vesicle-mediated transport. The record is from RefSeq and is a predicted model, not a curated record. The transcript has 11 exons. The coding region runs from base 1 to 1932 and encodes 643 amino acids.